AUGACACUGAAGUUCUUGGAGGUAGAGAAUUUUCUCAGCCACAUUCAGGAGAUGUCACACACUUGCCUGAUUUGUGGGUACAGUUUUAAGCACAAGGCCAUUCUGGCGGCCCACCAGAAAUCCCAGAAGAAGGAGACAGAGGCUGAAAGCUGUGAGAAGGAGGGCGAUGUUGACUGGGCUGGAGACCUGCAUAACGAAGAAGCCAUCAGAUCUGGAGAGGGGGCCAACAGGGAAGGCAAGCAUAGCUCACACAGUGAUCCUGAGAGAAGGGAGAAACCCCGUGCCUGUACCGAGUAUAGGAAGAACUUCAAGGUGAAGGUGGACCUCAGCAAGCAUCUCCAGAUUCACACGGGUGAGAGACUCUUCCCCUGCACUGACUGCAGCAAGAGGUUCAUCACCAAAUCACAACUCAAGGAGCAUCAGAGGAUCCACACAGGUAAGUGGCCAUACAAGUGCCUGGAUCGUGGGAAGAACUUCACCCAGAAGCUGCAGCUCAUUGUGCACCACCAAAUCCACAGAGGUGAGAAGUCCUACAAGUGUAACAGCUGCCAGAAGAGCUUUGUGGACAAGUCACAGCUGGUGGCCCACCACCGGAUCCACACAGGUGACCGUCCCUUUAAGUAUGAAGUGUGUGACCAUCUCUUCCGCCAGAAGAUCAAGCACCAGCAGGUCCACAGCACAAGGGAGCACAGCAGGAUGCUGCCAGGGCCAUCGUGGCUGAAUCCACUCCAGUGGUGGAGAAGAUCUUUCACCGUGGCACCUGCAGGAAGGAGUUCAAGAAGAAGUCAGUGCUGGUGA
Molecule: messenger RNA, 798 nt
Organism: Charadrius vociferus (killdeer)
Lineage: Eukaryota; Metazoa; Chordata; Aves; Charadriiformes; Charadriidae
Product: gastrula zinc finger protein XlCGF49.1-like
Exons: 1
Coding region: 1-798 (265 amino acids)
Biological process (GO): negative regulation of transcription by RNA polymerase II
Molecular function (GO): DNA-binding transcription repressor activity, RNA polymerase II-specific
Source: RefSeq, a predicted model, not a curated record